This is a messenger RNA of Sphaeroforma arctica JP610, 1138 nucleotides long. Its product is annotated as ribosome biogenesis protein N. The transcript is spliced from 5 exons. Gene Ontology annotation, biological process: maturation of LSU-rRNA; maturation of 5.8S rRNA. Gene Ontology annotation, cellular component: nucleolus; preribosome, large subunit precursor. NCBI's taxonomy places the organism in Eukaryota, Ichthyosporea, Ichthyophonida. Bases 36 to 818 code for a protein of 260 amino acids. The record is from RefSeq and is a predicted model, not a curated record.
CAACUGUAUGCGAAGUAUUAGCAAAUCUAUUUAGCAUGCCUCAGAACGAAUACAUCGAGCUCGCGCAGAAGCGACACGGAAAACGAUUGGAUCAUGACGAGAGAAAGCGUAAACGUGAGGCUCGUGCUGUCCACGACUCCUCUGCUAAAGCUCAGAAAUUGUUUGGUUUGAAGGCUAAGUUAUACAACAAGAAGCGUCAUAAUGAAAAGGUGCAAAUGAAGAAAACAUUAAAAAUGCACGAUGAAAGGACGAACAAGCACAAAGACGAUGAAGCUGUUCCCGACGGUGCUGUGCCAGCUUAUCUGAUCGAUCGAGAGGGUCAGUCUAGGGCGAAGGUUUUGAGUAAUAUGAUAAAGCAGAAGAGAAAAGAGAAAGCCGGAAAAUGGAAUGUGCCAAUUCCCAAGGUUGCGGCGGUUGCGGAGAAUGAAGUCUUCAAGCAAAUUUCGUCCGGCAAGCGUCAGAAGAAGGGUUGGAAGCGUUUAAUUACCAAGGCCACCUUCGUUGGAGAAGGUUUCACACGAAAGCCCGCUAAAUACGAAAGGUUCAUUCGUCCUAUGGCUAUGCGUUACACAAAAGCGCAUGUUACGCAUCCCGAGCUUAAGGCUACAUUUCAUCUGCCUAUUAUUGGUGUAAAGAAGAAUCCAAGUUCGCCUAUGUACACGCAGCUUGGUGUCAUGACCAAGGGAACAGUUAUAGAGGUGAAUGUCAGUGAGCUCGGUCUUGUUACGACGACCGGAAAGGUGGUUUGGGGUAAAUAUGCACAAAUAAGCAAUAACCCGGAGUUGGAUGGUGUCAUAAAUGCCGUGCUCUUGGUCUAAAUAAUUGAAUUUUGGAGGCGUGAAGUUCUGCUAACCCGGCAUGUCGUCUGGACUUCUGACGUUCAACAAGUGUCUUAGAGAAAUAAUAUAUAAAAUCGAAACUACUAUAUCCGCCAUUGCCAAUCUUUUGUGUACGAUUAUAUCCCCCGCUGCAUGUUUGCAGUUUGCCAUCUUCCCGUGAAUUACCGUCGGGGAUAGUAUUUUUUUGCCUCUGGUACACGAAUAAGUCCAAAUAGAUUGCUGCAUGAAUUUGGAUGAUUUGCACUGAAGUAUUUAAGUAUUUAUCGGCUUUUCUUCUUUCAACACCCGCCCCCGCCCCC